Molecule: messenger RNA, 3325 nt
Organism: Ascoidea rubescens DSM 1968
Lineage: Eukaryota; Fungi; Ascomycota; Saccharomycetes; Ascoideales; Ascoideaceae
Gene: HRD3
Product: ubiquitin ligase complex subunit HRD3
Exons: 1
Coding region: 340-2838 (832 amino acids)
Molecular function (GO): protein binding
Source: RefSeq, a predicted model, not a curated record
AUUGCUUUCUCUCUGCUCCAACAUAUUUCAAUGGUUUGUCUACGUCUAUUGACAACUCGUAUGUUUCUCAGAGUUUCUCUCUCUUCCUGUUAAUUGAUCCAUCUUUGCUAACACCUUUGCCCCACAGUAACGCUUUUUUCCAUUUUCUUCAAUCCCACAACAUGUACAUCUCAUCAGCACCAACACCAGAAAAAUCCCCAUGUAUCCCACCAGUACGAAACUGCCAUUGAUAACGAGCCUGACGACUAUCUUGAGGCAAAAAUAAAGGUUAGAGAAGAGUUUGGCUUUCCAUCUGAUGAUAAGAAACACCACACGCUGUCUCAUUUCUAUGAGCAAGCAAUGGAAUACUUGAACAGCAUACCCCAACAAUCCUUAUCCAAUCUUAAAAAGAGAAAUUUGAUAAGAUAUGAACAAGUUGAAGAUAUCAAAUUAUUAAUACCCGAUGACUACUAUAUAACGAAAAAACAAGAAAAUAUCCAAAAGGGCUUAAAUCUAUCAACACAACAUAAAUCGGCCCUUCAAUUAUUAAAUUAUGGAGCUGUCCUAAACAAUCUAGAUUGCAUUUUCACCUUAGCAGAAAUAAAUUUUUACGGAAAUUACUCUUACCCAAUUAAUGCAACUCAAUCCUUGUUUUAUUACAAAAAAUUAUCUCAACUAGACUCAAAUGCAACUGCUUAUUAUAUGCUAGGCUAUAUCUAUAGCACAGGCUUAUUUGGCGAAAUUCCCAUAAACCAAGCAAAGGCAAACUUAUAUUUCAAUGUGGCAGGUGUCGAACUAAAUGACUUGAAAUCGUUAAUGAUAUUAGGUUACAGAUACUUUACAGGAAUAAGCGUUGAAAGAAAUUGUAAUCUUGCCCUAUACUAUUAUUCAUUGGCCUCGAAAAUAGCAUACCGCAAAUAUGUUCUACCUUUUAUACCCUAUGGCGGUCUAAAUUUAGAUAGCUAUUCAAUAAGAAUAGGCGAUUUUAAUAACUUCGACAUCUCUUCAAAAUCUUCAGCUGAUCUAUCUUCUGAUUUAUCCUCAAAUGGUAUAUCUGAGUUACCAAACUCAAUAAAUAGAAGAAUAUCAAACUAUUAUAAUAAAAACUUAUUAAAUGAAUUUAAGUUCGAUCCAAAUAAACAUAGACAUAUCCAUUACUACUAUAGUGCAAAGAGUGCCUAUGAAGGUGAUUAUUUAAAUCCAAAAAAUUUUACUGACGCCUUUAGAUUCGCUCAUAGAUGUGCAGUUGAAGGAAUUAAAAAAAAUCCAGAAUUAUUCAAUAUAAAUAAAUCAAAAAAAAUUGAUCCCAACAGUGAAAUCCUAGAAGCUUACUUUCUCGGUAAAUGUAUUUCUCUCGUUGGCCAUAUGUAUCUCAGAGGAGAAAGUGUUCCCCAGGAUUUUACCAAAGCUCUAAAAUGGCUAAAUAAAUCAAAAGAAGUCCCAGAUAUUUUUGAAACCUUUAAUGAUCUAGGUCUAAUUUAUGAAUUCGCUCUUGGUCUCGAUAAACCUGAUUUACACACUGCAAUUGAAUAUUAUAAACUAGCUUCUGAAAAACACCAAGGCGCUAGUUAUAACCUUGGUCGUGUCUAUUUAAAAUUGUAUAACAAAAAAUUAGAUACUCAAAAUCAUGAUCAAACAAUUAUUAUCUCAAAGCAAGAUGAUGAAAUUGAUGAGCCAACAAUCUUUGAACUAACAAGAAAAGCUUCUUACUCUGGAAAAGUCGAAGCAAUUUACCAGCUAGGCCAGCUUUACGAAAGUGGCUUUAACAAUAAAGAAUCUGUUGAAGAUAACGUAAUGAUUUACAAAACAUUUUUGGAAAAACUAGAACCCUUUGUCACAAGUUUAGAAUGGAGCUUCAAUCAACUUUUAGUCGGCCAUUAUGAUUUAGCAUUACUUGGUUACUCCAUGGCUGCUGAACAAGGGCUUGAAACAGCUCAAGCUUCUGCUGCCUACUUGUUAUUCAGAUUUCCCUCAAAACUUAAAAAAUUUCCUAAAAUUGAUAGUAAUAGAGUAUUAGCUGCAAUUAAUUAUCUAACUAAAUCUUCUAGACAAUUUAAUAUUGACUCUACAGUAUUGCUAGGAGAUAUGUACUAUUAUGAUUUAUUAAAUUUAAACUAUACUACAGAACAAACAGACUCUUCGGAAAUUGACAAUAGUGCAAAAGAAAAUUACAAAAAAGCUGCAGCUUGUUAUCAAGUUGCUUCAAAUAAACAAUCAAGUCAAGCUAAUUGGAAUUUAGGCUACAUGUAUGAAAAUGGCAUUGGUUUGUCUAGGGAUUAUCAUCUUGCAAAGAGAUAUUAUGAUUCAGCAUUGGUCGGCCAUCCAAAAGUAAAUAUUCCGGUUCAAUUAUCUCUUCUCAGAUUAAGUAUAAAAAGUUAUUUAAAAAGCCUUUUUGGUAGAAACCCAGGGGAAGAAUUUGCUUAUUUAAAUGAAAAAGAUUACGAGACAAAAAGAACCUGGAGAGAUUGGGUAAAUCUAAUUUACAGAACUCGGGGAGUUGAAUCUCCAAGACACACCAAUGACGCAAAUGAUGGUGCCCAAACUGCAAACCCCACUUUGAAUAAUGAUAAUGGAAACCCUACUUCAGAUUCAUUUAAUGUUUUUUUGAAUAAUGAUAAUACCGAUGAAGAUGAAUUAGAAGAUUAUGAAAAUCUCAUUGUAUUUGGCUUUGUCGUUAUAGUAUUUGCUAUUGCAUAUUUACUACAUUACAUUUCACAAAGAAGAAUCAGAAGAGAAGCAGAACGUCGUCAAAAUCAUAACAAUAACAAUGAAAAUAACAACGAUAAUCGUCCUAUACCACCUCCAUUUGUUCGUCCUCAGCCCAAUUUUCAAUUUCAUUUUAUGGUUUUACCUUUGUAAAAAUACAAAAAUUAUUUGUUUAUCAUUUUAUUUUACUUUACUUAAUAUUUUUUUUUAUUAUGGAUUUCCAAUUUUCUCUAAUCAAACCUUUUACUUCUAAUAAAACAGAAAAAAAUCUCUCAGACCCAAAUUGAAAUUAAAAGAGAAGAAAUAAAUAAGUAAAAUUAAUGUCCAACUAGUUUAAUAGAUGCAAAAAUUUGCAAGGUGCAUAAAAAACUGGUUUUCUUAAUUUAAUAAUUGAUCUAAAUAUUUUUGGAAUGAUUGUAUAUCAUCAUAGAGUAAAUAUGUUAUGUUAUUCAUUCCUACAAUUAGUAAUACGUACCUAAAAUGUUUUAAAAAAAUUAAAAAAGCCAAAAAUCUCUGACUACAAAUAACUGAAUAAUUCAAGUCAAUACUCAUUUGCUAACAAUCUUCAUUUUUUAAAAUAAAUAAUUCAAUUGAAAAUAUCUACUCAAAAAAUAAUAAAAACCUUUUUUUUACUCUUGUU